AUGUCUUCGCCGGGAGGGGUGGCAGCAGUGGCAGCACCUGUUAUGGGCCCAGUAGCAGAUGCAGCUGUUGCAUCGUUUGGAGACACUAUCCUUGUCGAGCUUGGCUUGCAUGUCGGAUUCGAUUUGUCGACCAAGCUCGCAAAUGACUUGGUCUUCGACAAGCCCAUCAACAAGCUCGUUCCUAUCCAUUUGAAGCGUCUCGAGACGACGGGGAUGAAGGUUAUUCUGAUAACGCUGAAGUACAAGUCGACGAUGAUGCUGCGCUUGGGUUCUAUCGAAGCUCCGUGCAUUCGGUCCGAGAGCAACGCAGGCGCUGCUGCUCCAAUAGUGGGAGAGGACCACUCCCAUCACCGCAUGUUUCCAGUUUCGGAGUUGUCUAUUCCGGCACCGGCGAACAAGUUCUCGAAGUCGCGUACACCGUCCCCGGAGCCGGCAUUGACGACGCUCCCACCGCCGCCAGUGCCGCGGCGCAUGGUCAUCCUACUUGUUGGACUGAAGCCGCAUAGGAAGAUCUGGACUUCGAGUGCCAGGCCUGGCGAGAGCGUCAUCAAUUAUAUCUUGCUCAAUGGGUGCCCGAGUAUCGUCGUUCCAGUCAAGGUUGGCGCACCACUGGUAACCUGGGACGGUUUGACACUUGAGCAGCUUUGGGAAGUCGAGCUACCAGAGACUAGAGGUGGGAAGAGCGCAAGUGGGAGAUUCGAAGGCAUCAUCAAUGUUCUGUUCGAAUAUCUGGACUUGUGCGUGGAUUAG
This is a messenger RNA of Cyclocybe aegerita, 750 nucleotides long. The record is from the annotation of a GenBank genome assembly. NCBI's taxonomy places the organism in Eukaryota, Fungi, Basidiomycota, Agaricomycetes, Agaricales, Hemipholiotaceae.